CCCAAAUCUCCUGGAUAUAAAUGCUGCCCUCUUGCUCCGAUGACAUCUUUUGGACCCCGAGUCUGUGCAGUAGUGAUCUGGGGAAGGUGCCGCGGCCUCAAGGUCCUGGUCGAUACACCCACUGGAACAAGAAGAGCAUGGCUCUGCAGGCGGUGAAUGGGAGCUGGCUGGAGGAGUCGGCGGGAUGUGCGGAGCAGGGGAACCUCAGCGUUGGACUCAACAUCAGCUGCAGCAACAGCUCCAACCUCCCGAGACCGAUCACCAGAGUCAGAGAGAUGGACUCGCUGCGCAUCCUGCUCUAUGUGCUCAUCUUCCUGCUCAGCGUCUUCGGCAACCUGCUGAUCGUUGUGGUCCUGGUGCUGAACAAGCGCAUGCGGACCGUCACCAACUGCUUCCUGCUGUCGCUGGCGGUCAGUGACUUGAUGAUGGCCAUCUUCUGCAUGCCCUUCACCCUCAUCCCCAACAUCCUAGAGGACUUCAUCUUCGGGGCCUCCAUGUGCAAGACCAUCACCUAUUUUAUGGGGAUAUCUGUCAGCAUCUCCACCUUCAGCCUUGUGGCCAUUGCCAUAGAGAGAUACAGCGCCAUCUGUAACCCGCUGAAGUCCCGCUCGUGGCAGACUCGCUCCCACGCUUACCGUGUCAUCGCCGCCACAUGGGUGGUGUCUCUGCUAGUCAUGGUGCCGUAUCCGGUGUUCAGCAACAUAAGGACUUUCCCCAAGGCCAACGGCACCGUCGGUCACAUGUGUCGCCUGGACUGGCCCAGUCAUCAAGCUGAACAGACCUGGUAUGUGCUGCUGCUGUUCACUCUGUUCUUCGUCCCGGGAGUGGUGAUGAGUAUAGCAUACGGUCUGAUCUCCAGAGAACUCUUCCGAGGCAUGCAGUUUGAGGUGGGCCAGACCACGGAGACCUCCGGCCAAAAAAACGGUGUAGGCAGGGCUGCGGCAGCGGCCAACGAUGAUGACGAUGGCUGCUACAUCCAGGUGGCUAAAAAGCCCUCCUCUGCUGUGGAGCUCCCCACCCUCUCUGCCCCGUCUGCUGCCGCCCAGCCCAAGCCUGAGCGCGCCCGCAGUAAUACCUCGGAGGCCAAACUGCAGGCCAAGAAGCGGGUCAUCCGCAUGCUGAUGGUAAUCGUAGCACUCUUCUUCAUCUGCUGGAUGCCUCUGUACACAGCUAACACCUGGAAAGCCUUUGACCUGAGGUCAGCCGCCAGAGCCCUCUCAGGAGCGCCCAUCUCUUUCAUCCACCUGCUCUCCUACUCCUCUGCCUGCGUCAACCCCAUCAUUUACUGCUUCAUGAACACACGCUUCCGCAAGGCACUGGGAUCCACCUUCGCCUGCUGCUGCAGCAAUCGGCUCUGCCGCAAAUGCUCCUGCUGCAGGAAGAAAGAAGCAGGAGAAGACGGCUUCACCGCCACCUCCAUGGCCACGACGAUGGCCACCUCCAUGUCCAAGAUCAGCUACACCACCGUCAGCACCACCGGGACCUGA
Limanda limanda (common dab) is the source of this 1487-nucleotide messenger RNA. RefSeq names its product cholecystokinin receptor-like. NCBI's taxonomy places the organism in Eukaryota, Metazoa, Chordata, Actinopteri, Pleuronectiformes, Pleuronectidae. Gene Ontology annotation, biological process: neuropeptide signaling pathway. Bases 21 to 1487 code for a protein of 488 amino acids. Gene Ontology annotation, cellular component: membrane. Gene Ontology annotation, molecular function: neuropeptide receptor activity; gastrin receptor activity. The transcript is spliced from 6 exons. The record is from RefSeq and is a predicted model, not a curated record.